AUGCAUGUUAAGCGUGCCGUGGUUGGCAUCGUUUUGACCUCGGUUGCUGUUGUUCAAGGCGAUCUAUGUGGUCAAGGUUCUACAAAUGUCGGCGGAAAUGUGUAUUGUCAAGCCGUAAAGGCUAUUCGAUAUGAUAAAGUUGGGGCUGCCGGAUCAUAUAAGGACAUCGUCAACAUGGCACCAGACGGUACUUGCACAUCCCAGCCGAAGCAAUUCAGUGGUGCCCUAUCUCCUCUUGACGAGGAGUUAUCUCUUCAUUUUCGUGGACCUAUUCAUUUGAAGCAGAUUGCCGUAUAUAACUUGUCGACUACUGUUCCUGGGAAACGCUCGGCAUCAAUCGCGCAACGACGGCAUCAGCAUCAUCUGUUUCAUAAAACUAGAGAACCGGCAGAAGUCGUAGAUGGUGAUAAAGAGAAGCGCCAGUAUGUUACUGCUACGAUUGACGGCAAGGUGGUGUCUUGGUUGAACAACUACUCGGGAACGCCUGUUGCACCCGCUGCGUCUCAGAAUCCAGUAAUAGUCACUGCGACUAUCAACGGUCAAGUCGUUUCUUGGACGAAUAACUGGUUUGGGCCAUCUACGCCCCCUUCCACAACUCCCGCAUCUCCUGCAGCCUUGUCGGCUACUAGACAAGCCAGCACAUCAAUAUUAUCUACGUCCAGACAAACAUCCUACACCACUUUCACCCGUACGGCUACCACCACCGCUGUACCUUCGGCUCAGCCAGCAGGAGCUUAUUCAGUUCCAGUGCCUCAAGUUGCACCACCUCCUGCUCCAAUUCCUGUUGCACCUGCGUCUCUGUCUUUGGCGCCUGCUCCGGCAGAAAAUGCAAAACCAGAACAACCCCACGCUACUCCUUCCUCGCAGCCAGCAGCUGGUAAUUCCGGAUCGGGGGUCUAUCAAAGAAUCGGCUACUAUAACUCUGCCACACAGACACUAAAAAAUUUGGUCUUUUUGGGGAAUUAUGGUGGUGAAUCGGGUAGCUCAGGUGUUUUUGAUUUCCAUUACGGAGCUUCUUUAGCAUAUACCGGUACAGACGGUUGUCAUGGCGCGACUUCACCUCAAAUACUCUCAGAUAAGGUCAUUCCUUCGGACAAAGAAAUCAUUGUCAUGCUUGGUGAAAAAUGCGCCGAGAAUAGCGCUUGUGGUUAUACUCGUCCGGGGACAGUUGCGCACCAUGGCUUCGCUGGUGCCGAUAAAUUGUUCUUGAUGGAGUUUUCCAUGCCUGCUGACGGCACGUCUGGAUUUAAUGGUGACAUGCCAGCUGUUUGGCUUCUUAAUGCAAAAAUCCCACGUACCCUUCAGUAUGGAAACCCGGAGUGCUCAUGCUGGAAGUCGGGUUGUGGAGAGUUUGACGUUGCCGAAGCUCUCCACAGUGGGUCGAAGUUUCUUAAAUCUACUCUACAUACCAACAAGCCUACUGGGGAUUCUGACUACAUUAUGCGGCCGACCGAUAAGCCCUUGAAGCUUGCUGUUAUAUUCAAAUCAGCUAAUGCCGGAAUUCAAAUUGAAGUACUACCGGAUAGUACCGAAUUCAAAACGCGUUUGACAACUGAUGAGAUUGAUACACUUUGUAACUCUAUUAAUGAAAAGGCUGUAUCUCAUGUGUAA
Messenger RNA from Glarea lozoyensis ATCC 20868, 1611 nucleotides. RefSeq lists its product as uncharacterized. The record is from RefSeq and is a predicted model, not a curated record. The transcript has 6 exons. Bases 1 to 1611 code for a protein of 536 amino acids. NCBI's taxonomy places the organism in Eukaryota, Fungi, Ascomycota, Leotiomycetes, Helotiales, Helotiaceae. Gene Ontology annotation, cellular component: fungal-type cell wall.